ACCAGCAGCACCACCACCAGCACCACAACCACCACCAGCAGCAGCACCACCACCAGCACCACCACCACCAGCAGCAGCACCACCACCACCAGCAGCACCACCACCAGCAGCACCACCACCACCAGCAGCAGCACCACCACCACCAGCACCACCAGCACCACAACCACCAGCAGCAGCACCACCACCACCAGCACCACCACCACCAGCACCACCACCACCACCAGCAGCACCACCACCAGCAGCACCACCACCACCACCACCAGCAGCAGCACCACCACCAGCAGCACCACCACCACAACCACCACCAGUAGCAGCACCACCACCACCACCACCACAACCACCAGCAUCACAACCACCACCAGCAGCACCACCAGCAACAGCACCACCACCUGCACCACAACCACCACCAGCACCACAACCACCACCAGCAGCACCACCACCAGCAGUACCACCACCACCAGCAGCACCACCACCACCAGCAGCACCACCAGUACCACAACCACCAGCAGCAGCACCACAACCACCACCAGCAGCACCACCACCAGCACCAGCGGCACCACCAGCACCAAAACCACCACCAGCAGCACCACCACCAGCAGCACCACUACCAGCACCACAACCACCACCAGCAGCACCAGCACCACCACCAGCAGCAGCACCACCAGCAUCACCACCAGCACAACCACCACCAGCAGCAGCACCACCAGCAUCACCAGCACCACCACCAGCACCACCAGCACCACAACCACCAGCACCACAACCACCACCACCAGCAGCACCACCACCACCAGCAGCACCACCAGUACCACAACCACCACCAGCAGCACCACUACCAGCACCACCAGCACCACAACCACCAGCAUCACCACCACCAGCACAACCACCACCAACACCACCACCAGUAGCAGCACCACCAGCAUCACCAGCACCACCACCAGCACCACCAGCACCACAACCACCAGCACCACCACCAGCAUCACCAGCACCACCACCAGCACCACCAGCACCACAACCACCAGCACCACCACCACCAGCACCACCAGCACCACAACCACCAGCACCACCACCAGUAUCAGCAAGCAACGCAGACGGUACGCCGACCGGUUGCCGAAGCUGCUGCCAAACCUCGCCACCGACCGCUAUUGCUCCAUCCCUGUGCGAUCCGUCAACCCCUCGUCUGAGGCAUCGGAGCACACAGCCGUGCGAACUCUCGCUCCCGUGUGGUUAGAGCGCAAAUCUCGCGAGACGCGGCACCGCGGUUCCCGCAAGGAGAAUCUCGCCCAGUAG
Petromyzon marinus (sea lamprey) is the source of this 1287-nucleotide messenger RNA. Lineage: Eukaryota; Metazoa; Chordata; Hyperoartia; Petromyzontiformes; Petromyzontidae. The record is from RefSeq and is a predicted model, not a curated record.